Rattus norvegicus (Norway rat) is the source of this 8090-nucleotide messenger RNA. RefSeq names its product WD repeat domain 59 (gene Wdr59). Lineage: Eukaryota; Metazoa; Chordata; Mammalia; Rodentia; Muridae. Gene Ontology annotation, biological process: cellular response to nutrient levels; cellular response to amino acid starvation; positive regulation of TORC1 signaling. The record is from RefSeq and is a predicted model, not a curated record. Gene Ontology annotation, cellular component: GATOR2 complex; Seh1-associated complex; lysosomal membrane.
GGGGAGAAAACAGAAGAGGCGGGAUCUAUCAUCGGAGUAGCCAAUGCGUUGCGGUCAAGUGAAAGGCAGGGAACGAGGCGUGGCCGGAUUUAUUAGCUGGCUGUGUGGGGCUUACUAACCUAGGGAGUCUCGGGUCUUGGGGUCGGGGUGGAGGGUCGCCGACUGGCACCCCACGGUCGGGCUUGUGAGAUGGCAGCGCGCUGGAGCAGCGAGAACGUGGUGGUGGAGUUUCGGGACUCUCAGGCGACUGCCAUGUCUGUGGACUGUGUUGGGCAGCAUGCAGUGCUUUCUGGCCGGAGAUUCCUGUACAUCGUCAAUCUAGACGCCCCUUUUGAAGGUCACCGGAAGAUCUCCCGCCAGAGCAAGUGGGACAUUGGAGCUGUGCAGUGGAAUCCUCAUGACAGCUUCGCACACUACUUCGCGGCCUCGAGUAAUCAACGGGUUGACCUUUAUAAGUGGAAAGACGGCAGCGGGGAAGUUGGCACAACCUUACAAGGGCACACUCGAGUUAUCAGCGACUUGGACUGGGCAGUGUUCGAACCAGAUCUCCUGGUCACCAGCUCUGUGGACACCUAUAUCUACAUCUGGGAUAUUAAAGACACAAGGAAACCUGCUGUUGCACUGUCGGCUGUAGCUGGUGCCUCCCAGGUCAAGUGGAAUAAAAAGAACGCUAACUACCUUGCCACCAGCCAUGAUGGUGAUGUACGGAUAUGGGAUAAGCGAAAACCCAGUACAGCGGUAGAGUAUCUGGCAGCCCAUCUCUCCAAGAUCCACGGCCUGGACUGGCACCCAGACAGUGAGCACAUUUUCGCCACCUCCAGUCAAGAUAACUCUGUCAAGUUCUGGGAUUACCGCCAGCCUCGGAAAUACCUCAAUAUUCUCCCUUGCCAGGUGCCUGUCUGGAAAGCCAGAUACACACCUUUCAGCAACGGCCUAGUGACUGUGAUGGUCCCUCAGCUGCGGAGGGAGAACAGCCUGCUCCUGUGGAAUGUUUUCGACUUGAACACUCCAGUUCACACCUUUGUGGGGCAUGAUGAUGUGGUGCUGGAGUUCCAGUGGAGGCGACAGAAGGAAGGGUCCAAGGACUAUCAACUGGUUACAUGGUCCCGGGAUCAGACCUUGAGAAUGUGGCGAGUGGAUUAUCAAAUGCAGAGGCUCUGUGCCAAUGACAUACUGGACGGCGUAGAUGAGUUCAUUGAGAGCAUCUCUCUCUUGCCGGAACCAGAGAAGACCCUACAUCCUCAAGACACAGAUCACCAGCCCAGCUUAAGCCACGGAGAGGAAGAUGCCAUAAAGGAAGAUCCUCCCAGCAGUUUGCUGGAAGAGAGGAGAUCAGACCAACUAGGCCUGCCUCAGACUCUGCAGCAGGAGUUCUCCUUGAUCAACGUGCAGAUCCGGAAUGUCAACGUGGAGAUGGAUGCUGCCGACCGGAGCUGCACGGUGUCUGUGCAUUGUAGCAACCACCGUGUGAAGAUGCUGGUGACUUUCCCAGCACAGUACCCCAACAACGCUGCUCCUUCUUUCCAGUUCAUUAACCCCACCACCAUCACGUCUGCCGUGAAGGCCAAGCUGCUGAAGAUCCUAAAGGACACGUCCCUGCAGAAAGUGAAGCGCAACCAGAGCUGUUUGGAGCCUUGCCUGCGCCAGCUUGUCUCGUGCCUUGAGUCUUUUGUGAACCAAGAGGACAGUGCUUCUAGCAACCCAUUUGCACUCCCAAACUCUGUCACACCACCCUUACCGACAUUUGCACGGGUGACCACUGCCUACGGCUCUUACCAGGAUGCCAACAUUCCCUUUCCUAGGACCUCUGGGGCCAGGUUCUGCGGGGCAGGUUACCUGGUGUACUUCACAAGGCCCAUGACAAUGCACCGAGCCGUGUCUCCCACAGAGCCUACUCCUAGGUCUCUCUCAGCCCUGUCUGCUUAUCACACUGGCUUGAUUGCACCGAUGAAGAUCCGCACCGAGGCCCCUGGGAACCUGCGUUUGUACAGUGGGAGCCCAACUCGCAGUGAGAAAGAGCAGGUCUCCAUCAGCUCCUUCUACUACAAGGAACGGAUGUCUCCUCGCUCUGCCCGGCGACGUUGGUCCAUACAAGCAAUUAACGACUUCCCGAAAUCAAGGCGGUGGAAAAGUAAGCGGGAGGGCUCCGACUCUGGCAACCGACCCAUUAAGGCCGCUGGGAAGGUCAUCAUCCAGGAUGUCUCGUGCCUCCUUCCUGUUCACAAGUCCCUGGGAGAGCUGUACAUAUUGAAUGUGAACGAUACUCAGGAGACGUGUCAGAAGAAUGCUACUUCUGCCAUGCUUGUUGGAAGGAAGGAUCUCGUCCAGGUUUGGUCACUGGCUACAGUAGCCACAGACCUUUGCCUUGGUCCGAAGUCUGACCCAGAUUUGGAAACACCUUGGGCUCGACAUCCAUUUGGGCGACAGCUGCUGGAGUCCCUACUGGCUCACUAUUGCCGACUCCGAGAUGUUCAGACCUUGGCUAUGCUCUGCAGCGUGUUUGAAGCCCAGUCCCGGCCUCAGGGGUUACCAAACCCUUUUGGCCCUUUCCCUAAUCGGUCUUCUAAUUUUGUGGUGUCCCACAGUCGAUACCCCAGCUUUACCUCCUCGGGGUCCUGCUCCAGCAUGUCGGAUCCAGGGUUCAACACCGGUGGCUGGAGCAUAGUUUCCUUAGCAGGAAGAGAAACAGAACACAUAUCUUCACCUUGGGGGGAGUCUUCACCAGAGGAACUCCGCUUUGGGAGUCUGACCUACAGUGACCCCCGUGAGCGGGAACGAGACCAGCAUGAUAAAAACAAAAGGCUCCUGGACCCUGCCAAUACCCAGCAGUUUGAUGACUUUAAGAAGUGCUACGGAGAGAUCCUCUACCGCUGGGGUCUGCGAGAGAAGAGAGCAGAAGUGCUGAAGUUUGUGUCCUGCCCUCCUGACCCUCACAAAGGGAUCGAGUUUGGUGUGUAUUGCAGUCACUGCCGGAGUGAGGUCCGUGGCACCCAGUGUGCCAUCUGCAAAGGCUUCACGUUCCAGUGUGCCAUCUGCCACGUGGCUGUGCGUGGUUCAUCCAACUUCUGCCUGACCUGUGGACACGGCGGCCACACAAGCCACAUGAUGGAAUGGUUCCGGACCCAGGAGGUGUGUCCCACUGGGUGUGGCUGCCACUGCCUGCUGGAGAGCACCUUCUGAAGUUAAAUGGACGAUGACACUUCCAGAAAUCCCAGAGGACUCCAUAAAUGCCGGAGAAGGCUCUCUGCUGCUGUGGUGGAAAGUUCUAGAACCAGGGUCAUCCUCUGAUCUAGGAUGGACAAUAGUCCGGUCACAGCUUCUGCUCCCGAGCCUUUGUGUUCCCUUCUCUGACUGUCCGGUCAUGGAUGGUGCCAGAAGGGAGGGAGGCACACACAGCUGACCCUCCUGCACUGUCUGUUGAGUUUACAGUGGAGGUUUUCAUGAGGAAAAGUACCUGUUUCCAGAGCCACCAGAGCCAGCAUCAGCCUUCAAGAUGCUGUCCUUGAAGCAGGACUGGGCUCUCCAGAUGCCAGUACGAAGACACACACCAGCUGCAACACGGUCUCCGGAGCUAAAAGACACUGGCUCUUAGUGUCACAGUAAGAGCUGUGGGGUCUGUGACUUUAGGAGAUGACACCUUAAUGAUAGCCUUAUAAAGUACAAUACUAAAAUGUAAUAUAUGACGGACAUACAUACGUCCAGCAUUCUUUUCCUUGGUACAGGGCUUGAACUCGGUGCCUUGCACAUACUGGUUAGCAGCCAUACCACUGAGUUACAUUUCAGCCCCUAAGAAUUCUCAAGAUAGAUAUUUUCUGUUUCUCUCCAUCUGCUUUACUUUGACCAAUAAAAGUUUAUACUUGUUUGAGAGAGAGAGGAGAGGAAAGGAGAGGAGAGGAGAGGAGAGGAGAGGAGAGGGAGGGAGGGAGGGAGGGAGGGAGAGAGGGAGAGAGAGAGAGAGAGAGAGAGAGAGAGAGAGAGAGAGAGAGAGAGAGAGAACAGUGACUCUCAUAGUGACUCACUUUGCAUUGUACUGCUGAUUGAAGGGAACUGUUUUGGACAGGACUAGAAUUAGUCCCAUGACUUCUAAAGGAAAUGCCAUUUGACUUUGAUCAUCUGACAGAGGAAACAGAAUCUGACAUUAAGGUUCUCUUUAACCACAAGAGUCUCAUAAUUAUUUCUUCCAGCAAAAGGGAAAUGAGAUUGCAUUUCAGCACUGAUACCAAAGUCUCUCUCUGCCUCUGGGCAGGCUGGCCAGGUUCCAAGGGUGCUUUUUACUUGAACUCCCUUACAAACUCAUCAAAAUCACUCCUUCAGGAUUUUCCGGGGUUUCAUGUGUCUAUACCAGGGAAGAGAAUUUUAAAAACAAAACCAACCUAUAUACUGAAAUUCCUAUCUCUUAGAAAUUUAAAUUCCUUGGGCCUAUGAUGUGACUCAGUGGCAAAAGUGGCAAAAGGAUUAUGGGUCUCGAGUCUGUUCUGCCACAGGGCAUGGCCAGGCAGGUGUUGGGCCGUAGGAAAGCCCUGGGACACUGCUCUGGGGGUGGGGAAACGAAAUCUGAGGUGUAGGAUAGCUGGAGCAGGUUCCAGGGUCCCCAGGCCUCCACAGAUCUAAGAGCACAAUCUGGGCUCACGAUCUGGCCUGGGGUUGGGGGAAGAAGGGGAGUUUCAGCUGGUCCCUUGGGGAGAGUCCUUGGCUUGACAGGCUUAUGCUUGCUGGGAGCUGUGGCUGGGAGUGCAGAGAGGCCUUCUACAGGAGAUUAGAUAGUCUCUAUAGGCAAAGACAUUCCCUAUGACUCCCCACAGCAGAUCUCAAUGAAAAGAGGCAGCCCAUGGUUUUAAGGCAUUUAUUGUCAUGGCAGAAAGUGGAUGUGUAAAACCACUUCUCAGGGUGGGCCUGAGAUUAAAUUCCUUUUGCAGGGAGGAGUGUCUGGGAAGGAAAGCUUAUUGGCUAAGCCUCCAGGCCUUUAUGUAUCUCAUUAGUAUGAAGCUCUGUCUGAGCCUAUGUGAUCUGUGAUCAUAUCCUCCACAUGUGGAGGGACUUGAGGUGUUGCCCUUCUGUGACUGAUGGCCACCAAUCUAUGAGCAGGCUGUGGCUAGUGACAGGGGCCUGGUGCCUGGGAUCAGGCAAAGCUCCUACUGUCCUUUCAGGGACUCCUGGGCCUCUAGCCUUAGUUCAGCCAGGGACCAUGCUACCUUUCACGGUCCCACAGCCUGCCACUAAGCUUACUAACCUAAGUUUGAACCCCAGCAUGACCCAUGUGAUAGAAGAACUAACUCCUGUCCCCUGACCUCCACCUGUAUGCUGUGGUACAUACACACACAUACCAAAAAAUGUAAUUUAAAAGUUACAUUUGCUGUGAUUCCAAAUUGAUUAACCUGAGAGACAUAAGUGUCAUUGAAGUAUGGUUGCACAUGUCUAAUUUCUUCAGUCAUGAAGCUGAGGUAAGAGGGUUUCUAGUUUGAGGCCAUCCUGGGCUACACAGUGAUGGUCAACCUAACUUACAUAUGAAGACACUUACAAACAGACAUAGAAAAGAUCUGGAGAUUUAGCUGAGUAAAUUGAAUGCUUGCCUAGCAUACAGGAGGUCAUGAGUUUGAUCCUCAGACACACACACACACACACACACACACACACACACACACACUCUAACUCUAAAACAAAAUACCUACAUGUUUCAUAAUAGAAGUGUGGAAUAUCACUUUGUUUGAACUAUGAUUUAAGACUCAUGAAUAGAUUAGGAAAUCAACCUUGUAGAUAAAAACCAACAUUUUAUACUUUUAAGGAUUUAUUUGUGUGUGAAUCUCUGUGUGUCUUCGAGUGUAUGUUGUGUGGGACAGAAGAGGGCAUCUGGUUCUGUGGUACUAGAAUUAUAGGUAUUUUCAGGACACUUUGAUUGUUUCAUGUGUGUUCAGGAUCCCCCCCUCCCCCCCUCACCCCCACCCCCACCCACCCACCCCCUGGAGCUGAGGACUGAACCCAGGCCCUUGUGCUUGUUAGGCAAGCACUCUACCACUGAGCUAAAUCCUCAACCCCAGGAUUCCUAACUUGGAUCAUCAUGACUGCAAAGCCAAAACUAACUGUUACACCAUCUCUCCAGCCCCCAUGCUGUCAUUUAAGGACGGUAAAAUAACAUGGAGGAGAAACAGUCGUGCACUAACACACAGUUUUGUGUAAUUUGUUUACCAGUGUACAUACACACUUGCACUUAUAUCUUAGGAUGACAUCUGGGCCUCUCCCACCCCCUGUAUUAUUGAUUGAUCAAAAGACUCCAUGACAUAAGCUUGAUCUUGAACUAUGUGCCAGGUUUGGGUACCAGGAUCUAAACAGCAUGUGUAGCCUGGUGUGCUGGGAUGGGGAGAAGGGCCCCAGACAUCUGAGUUUAUUAUACUUCACUCCUCCAGCCUUGUUUGUGUUGAUGCUGCCAUAAUGCUGGUCCCACAACAGGUGGACUGAUGCACACAGAUGCAGAUCUGUUGGGUCCUCUGUGAGUUCACACCAUUUAUAGAGAACAGUCUCUUCCUCUAUCCCACUGUGAAGCUAAUGGAAACCCUGUCCCCACUGAGAAUGAGAUAGUUUUCUUGUGUGGAUUACUUCUGUAAGAGCAUUGUCUUCCAAAACAAAAAAACCUUCUUAGUGAUUAUGAAGUCAUUUCAAGUUUAAAAUGUUGCCUAGGGGGCUGGAGAGAUGGCUCGAUGACUGAGAGCACUGGCUGCUCUUCCAGAUGCAAUUCCCAGUUACCAUAAGCCAGGCCACAACCAUUUAUAACACUCAUUCCAGGGAUCAGAUGCCUUUUUCUGGCCUCUGUCAGCACCAGGCAUGCACACGGUAUGUAGACACGCUGGCAAAACACUCAAUAUGCAUAAAAUGAAGACAAGACAUUAUAUAAUAUCUCUCAACAUGUCAGUUCUGUUCACAUUUCCAAGUUACCAGAACAAAAACUUAGUAUUUGUGAAAAGUAUCCCUGUUUGGGGACAUAGCAGUCUGGAUGGCGGCUCCAUUCAGCUGCCUCUCUACCUUAGCUAAGUCCUUUUUUGUUUUUGUUUAUGUGUUUGUUUGUUUGUUUGUUUGUUUGUUUGAGGUAGGGCACCAUUGUAUUGCCCAACUGACCUUGAAUUUGAGACCUCUUACCUCCAAAGUGUUGGGAUUCCAGGUGAACAUCACCCCGCCUGGGUUUUAUUUGCUCUUUAAAAUAGUAUCACCUGUGUUCUAAACACCUUUGAAUUUGCCAAGGAAAACACUAGGCGGUUAUGGUGGCAAAAGCAUUUGGGAGGUAGAGGCAUGAGAAUCUCUGAGUUUGAGGUCAGCCUGCUUCUACAAAGCAAGUUCCAGGACAGCCAGGGCUUUUACACAGAGAAAUCUUGUCUUGUAGGUUUGUUUGUUUGGGGGUUUAAUGCAGCAGGAGCUAAGGAGACAGUGGUCUUUCAUUCUGCCAGAAAAAUGGAUACGGUGUAGACACCCAUGGGUGAGAGCUUAGGGAAAUCAUCUAGGCAACAGAAUAACUCUCGAAUUAGUUCUGUUGGCUAUGGAGCAGUACUUUGGGAAGCAGGGUUGUAAAUCACACACCCACUACUUGGUGCUCAAUCUUUCCUUCCCAUUUGAAGCCGGCAGCAGCAGAUGUUAGACACACUCCAAGGAUAGAGGGGAUAAAACAUAGGGUGCUCGCCUCAUGCUUAGAAUCCAGUGUUCUUGUAAGAAUCAGAAGCAAACCCAUCCUAUUGGUAUUCCGUGUAUUGGCAAGUCUGUGUUGACACAUCACUGAGUUGUUUCCGUCUUUAAAUCUCAGAAGGCCUGGUUCCAUUUAUCAUGUAUUUCAUGUGAGGGUGGCAAUUGUGAAAGAGAUGAGUCUAGAAGGAAAUGUAGUUAUGUCUCUGUCCCUUGUGCUCUGGCCUCCAGGGGAAAAAAAGGAACGACUGAGAGUUAAGGGCAUGGUAUAUUUGAUCACACUGUGUACCCCUGAGAUUGUAUUAUUUACUGGAAAAACCCCGUUUCUAGUUGUGUGGCUCUUAUAAUCCCGGUGGCCGGAAUUCAGACACACCCUUAAUGCAUACCUUUAAUCCCAAACAAUAAAGGUAAAUUAGUUUGUAGAAGAA